Diachasma alloeum is the source of this 595-nucleotide messenger RNA. RefSeq lists its product as uncharacterized. Bases 6 to 356 code for a protein of 116 amino acids. The transcript is spliced from 3 exons. Lineage: Eukaryota; Metazoa; Arthropoda; Insecta; Hymenoptera; Braconidae. The record is from RefSeq and is a predicted model, not a curated record.
UCAAUAUGGUCAGGCUUCCGGAUGUCGGAUUGGGGCUAAUUCUAUUUGCUGUUAUGAUCCUUGUGAGUCAGAGUCUCGUCGUCGAAAGAAACAAGACGGUGAUUCAAACCCCUGAGCUACACCAUUCCUCCAGCGGAAUAGACAAGAUUGGAAUCGAUGAAAUAUCGAAUCCCGCAGCUUCAGAAAAUGGUGCUAACGGUGUUCGUGCCAAGGAUUCACCAAGAUCACAUCGGUUGUCGAGAUAUAUUGUGGAUCCUUCGCCAAUUUGGAGGGAAAAACGCUUGAGAAGGCCGGCGAGAUCUCUUCUGCCAAGUCGGCCACUGGGGAAAAUCCUCCGAUGGCGAGACCGGAAGUGAAAAGGAAGGAAUGAUUGCGUAAAAUAAAGCCCAAAGCAGGGAUCCCCAUCAAUAUUAAAUUUCUGAAAUAUUACAAGAAUUUGACCCUUACAUUAAUGAAGAUUUAAAUUAUGUUGAUUCAAUUUUUCAAAUAAUAUAGUAUUAAUCAUCUGAUUUUUGACGGAUAAUCAUGAUGUUUUUAAAAUUUGUUAAUAUGAAACUGUAAAUUUACUACUAAAUGAAUAAUUCAAAUUUCUUGA